Messenger RNA from Orbilia oligospora ATCC 24927, 1830 nucleotides. RefSeq lists its product as uncharacterized. Gene Ontology annotation, biological process: proteolysis. Lineage: Eukaryota; Fungi; Ascomycota; Orbiliomycetes; Orbiliales; Orbiliaceae. The transcript has a single exon. Gene Ontology annotation, cellular component: extracellular matrix. The coding region runs from base 1 to 1830 and encodes 609 amino acids. The record is from RefSeq and is a predicted model, not a curated record. Gene Ontology annotation, molecular function: zinc ion binding; metalloendopeptidase activity.
AUGCAAGAUCCAACGGCUCACGACGUGCUAAGGGAGUCCCGCCCCGCCAUCAAAAAAAUUAUAGAACACCUCUCUUGUUUUAACUGCUAUUCGCCACCUUCGGGGAAAUCAAUCGAUGAACUCGAUGAAUAUGCGGCAGUAUGUACCGGCAUUGCCAAAUUUCAGGGCCUUAUGGACGCCCCGGAAACCGGUAUCUUCGACGCAGCUACCGCAAAACACUUAAAGCAACCACACUGCCACAACCACAAAAGUCACGAAGAAAACAUCUUCGCCGAUGACUGGUAUAAGAACAGCAGCCUUACCUACUGCUUCGAACAAUAUCCCGACAAUUACUUAACCGUCGUCGAGGUUAGAAAUGCUUUUGAAAAGGCGUUUAAAGAAUGGGGUGGUCAUCUUACGCCUCCUCUGCGAUUUGAGGAAAAGCCACCUCAUAAGGAUGUCGAUAUACGAAUCGGAUGGCGGUACGAUUUUGGGAAGUUGUCACUGGUUGGAAAUGAGAACGCGAACGACGACGCUGCAACGGAAUGUACAGACUACGACCCGGUCGCUCCCCAAAAGGUCCAAGAAACCGUGAAAUGGAAAGAUGAAUGGGUAGCCGUUUCAUACUCACCACAGUCGAAGGAAAAGCUACAUGCGGAUAUAAAGAUAUACUUCAACGAAUGGGCGGAUGGUGGUCCGGCGGAGGAUGGUCAGCAAUUCGCAUCUCGUAUCUUCCCACAGAUUGUGCUUCAUCAAAUAGGGCACAUACUUGGGCUCGGUCACUCGAUUGGUAAAGAUUCGGCUAUGUGGCCGGUGUAUAAGAAUUCAGAGUUACACAAAAAUGAUAUCUAUGAGAUAAGGAAGAGGUAUGGAGGACAACUUCGUAUCGGCCGUCAAAUGGAUCUAGAAUGGAGAGUAAUUCUGAAGCACGAAGAGGGAUUAUCAUACACACAAGAAAUUUUCGCUAUCCCUGGAAAUCAUCUUUAUAGACUUACUCGCGGGGUCAUUUGGGAACAUGACCCUUCUUUGGGGUGGGAAGUAGUCAGUGGGCAGUAUUACGCAGUGGAGUUCGACGCUAGUUCUCAAUACCUGUACCUUCUGAACAUUGAUGGGAAGAUCCUGAGACGAGCUAGAGAGAGCAAAAUUUGGGAAGAGAUUGAUGGCGAAUCUAAAUCUAUGAAUUGGAUAACUAUUAGAGCUGCGCGUGAUGGGAAAGAGCUAUACAAGUUAGAAUCUAACGAUGGAUUAGUUUCAUCGUUUAGUAACGAACCAGGUUGUCAAUGGAAGCUACUGGAUGCGAACUCCGCUCAAACCACACAAGAUAUCAUUACGACUGCCUCGCAAGUUUUCAUUAUCCACAACGAUAGGGGGGUUUAUGUCUCCGAGGGUGCGUAUCGACAAUGCCACCUCAUCCACGGUCAUGGUGAAGAGGACAGCUAUGAUGCUAACAGUUUUGAAUUUGUUGGUUCUGGGGACCGGCUUUACCAACUCAAUAUAUCGGGGCAGGUCCUCGAAUGGGAUGGUAUGCGCACCAACGACCCAGAAAGCCUCAAAAACUGGGUAAAUAUAGGUGAAUUAGGUGGGCUCAGAUCCAUUGACAAAAUUGCAGCCGCAGGAACGUAUUUGUACGCCUACAGUAGCGAACAAAAGAUGGUUUGGUUUACUGACCGGAAAAAUAAAAUUCUUGGAAGUCCAGCGGAGUGGGUAGGAAAACCCAUACCAAGUCAUAUUAGCCUUGGCUACAUUGUGCGAUUGGUAGCUAGUGAACAUAACGUCUACUUCUUGGAAUCUACAGGUGCAAUCCAUAGCUAUUCGUUUCAGACCUCUAGAUCUGGAGGGAAAUUCUGUUAG